ACGCAUGCGCGACAUACACACAUUGCAAUGGCGGACUUGGCGGAGUUGAAGCAUAUGGUAAUGAGUUUUCGGGUGUCGGAGUUACAGGUAUUAUUAGGAUAUGCAGGAAGAAAUAAAACAGGUAGAAAAACAGAACUUUUGUCACGAGCUCUGCAACUACUACAGAAGGGAUGCUCAGUUCCCAUACAGAUUAAAAUCAGAGAAUUAUACAAUCAAAUUUUUGGUUCAAACAGGCGCAAGCCAGCACUCAAGCCAGGAGAAGAUGGUUCCUCAAAUUUUAAAUCUGAAGGACCAUGGUUUUCAGGUCCAAUGGAUUAUUCCAAUCGGAUGAUGAACCAUGACCCUGCACCUCAUUCUAGUAGUCUUGGCAUGUUGCCAGUCCAUCCAGAUGUCCGACUUAAGCUUCUACCUUUCUAUGAUUGUGUCACAGAGCUCAUGAAACCCACAAGUUUAGUUCCAAAAGGACCAACAAAGUUUCAGGAGAGCCAUUACAGCUUUCAUCUGACUCCACAACAAGCACAAGAUAUUGCCAUGUCCAGAGAUUUCAGACCAGGUGCUAGAUGUGAAUACACAACCCAGAUUCAGCUAAGAUUUUGUCUCUUGGAAACCAGCUGUGAACAAGAUGACCACUUCCCACCCAGCAUCUGUGUUCGUGUCAAUGGCAAAAUGGCUCCCUUACCAAAUCCAAUACCCACCAACAAACCAGGAGUGGAUCCAAAACGUCCUGGUCGACCCGUGGAUAUAACGCCUCUGUGCAGGCUCUCGCCAACCCUACCCAAUCAGAUUGAGGUCUCGUGGGCUGCCGAUUUUGGACGGGGAUUUUGUGUUGCCAUUUAUUUGGUCAAGAAGUUGACAUCAGACACCCUGCUGGGCAGAUUGAAACAGUUUGGUAACCGCCAUGCAGAUCAUACCAGAGCUUUAAUUAAGGAGAAGCUUUCACACGACCCUGACAGUGAAAUAGCUACCACCAGUCUCAGAGUCUCCCUUACUUGUCCACUGGGUAAGAUGAGGAUGACUAUACCAACACGGGCCAGCACGUGUACACAUCUCCAGUGUUUCGAUGGUUCGACGUUUCUAAUGAUGAAUGAGAAAAAGUCCACCUGGAUUUGUCCUGUCUGUGAUAAACCGGCACCUUUUCAUCGACUAUUUAUUGAUGGGUUGUUUGUAGAGAUAUUACAGAAGACAUCUGACAUGAAUGAAAUCCAGUUCCAUGAGGAUGGAUCCUGGAGUCCGCUGAAAGCCUCCAAGGAAACUCAUGUGAUAUCCUGUAGUCCAGCUGCCCACAAGUCCGUACAGAAGGAAUCCAAAUCAGCUUCCACAUCAGGACCAGCUCCAAAGAAGCCUAAGAUGGAAGUGAUAGACUUAACAGUGAGUUCUGAUGAGGAGUCUGAUUCUGAAAGUGAAUGUGAUUCCCCACAGCCAAUGUCAUCCACUGCGUUUGUUGACUCUAGUCCUAAUGUCAUCAGCCUGGACUCACCCACUCCAGCGCCCUCGACAGCGUCGCCGUCUUGUGACUCGCCCAUGGUGGCCUCACCUUCAUCCAAUUCAAAUUCAUCAUCAUCUUCAUCAUCAUCAUCUUCAUCUUCCUCCAGCACCACAAAGCAACCACCCUCACCACAGAAAUCUCAGACAGGAACCCCAGUAAGUGCCCCCCUCUCAGCCCCCCAGUCGGUUAGUUCCCUGUCCCCGGCCAGAUCCUCACGGCAGUCCACGCCCGCCCUCGCUACUAGUCCUCGCCCUCUGCCCACUCCCUCACCCCCGGCACAACCUUUGAUCCACUCCCCUUUAGGAAUUAGAAUUUCUCCUGUAACUCCCCCCUCCAGUACCCCAAUUUUACCUCCUUACCAACCUAUUCCUGCCCCACUGUCAUUACCCAAUCCUCCAUAUCCCCACUACCCACCCCCUCCCCAAAUACAAAAUUAUGAUCCCAACUUGGAUAGAGAAAUUGAAGAUUUUUUACGUGGAAUUGUAUGGGACCAGUAUAGAUAGUUUAUUUUGAAAAAAUGACUAGUGUAGAAUGAAAGGCAUUGAAUGGUGUUAAGUUUCUAAAAAAAAAAAAAUUGAAACAAUUCCUUUAAAACAGUGUUACAGAUUGAAUUUCUCAGGACUUUGUUACAGACUAAUUACAGUUAAUUCAGUUAUUCAGCUUUUUUCCUUCCAAAGAAAUACUAUAACCUUCUUACAAAAUUUUAUUUUGCAAUAAAAUCAUGACAUUUACAAGCGAAAAAGUUUUUCUGCCUAACCCGGAAUACUGUCCAUUUACUAUAAUUUACUUUAAUAUUUUAAGUCAGAGUAAAUGAUUGGAGGCCUCCGCAUAUAUUUCUGGUGGUAUAAGCUAACGGAAUUACCAAAAGAUAAGUUUUUGUGAAGAAAAAUAUUAUAUUUUCAUGGGACAUUGUCAAGGACCUAGAGUUUGCAAUCAUUUCAUCUUUACACAUAUUGUUUCAAACUAACAUUCUACUUCUACUCAUUUCUCCAUUUUUCACUUGUUUUCUCAUUUGAUGUACUAAUUUAUUUUGCACGAGUUAAAUGUUUCAUUUCACUCACAUUUUAUUUUUUGGAUGAGGUGUUCUCAGUUUAAACUGCUACUUGAUUAAUGAUGUAAAUUUCUAAUCUUAACGAGAUUUUUAAAAAAAUAUUAUGAUCUAGAACAAUAAAUGUUACAUGUACUUGUAUGCAACUAUUUAUUGAGAUUGUCAUUUUCUAAUAGAUUAUUCAUUUGUCCAUAAGAAAUUCUUGCAUGUAAAUUGGUUGUCUAAGUGUUAAAGCUGUGAUGAAGAAUACCUCAGUCAUUUCAUUUCCAUAGCACCUGCUUUGAUUUAUUUGACAAAAUAAAUCACUAUGUACAGAAAAGGUAUCACAAAACAUUGGAUACAAAUAUGAUCAUUCUAUGUGUAUGUACUGCACAUAAAAAAUGAUAGGAUUCCAUAUUGUAAUAGCCAAAGGAUUCAGCAUUUUUUGUUUACAUUCAAACAGUAUAUUUUGCUUGGACUUGCAGAUUUCAUUUGUUUAACACACCAUAGAUUUUGAAUUGUUUAAAGUUUAAAUUUUGAAAGAAAGCAAGUAAGAAAUUCUAAAUUCUAAUUUAGAUUGUAUGCAACAUUAUAAAGUUUUCAUAAUUAUGAUUAGAAAAAUUAAUUUAAGAGUUAAUCAGUUAGUAAUUUUGUUUUCAAUUAAAACUUUUUCCAUUUUGUUUUCUGUCAUGAACAUAAAAACAUUAGGAUAUAUUUGAACUGAAGACAUUGUUUUCAUUUUUGAAAAAAUAAGUAUUAGAUGAAGUCCAAGAAUUGUACUUUUAACAAUACAGAACUUUAUUCGUGUCAUUUUGUUUGUAUUAAAAGUAUGAUUUUAUUUAUAUAUGUAUUUAUUGUUGAACAUGUUUGAGUUCAGUAAAAUGUAUAAGACAUGAGGUGUAAAAUAUGUAAAUACUGUCAAUGCUCUACGACUAAUGUACCCUAAACAAGUUGUUGUUAUUAAAUUUGUGAAUAUUUA
Saccostrea cuccullata (small rock oyster) is the source of this 3492-nucleotide messenger RNA. Its product is annotated as E3 SUMO-protein ligase PIAS2-like. The record is from RefSeq and is a predicted model, not a curated record. Gene Ontology annotation, cellular component: chromatin. The transcript has 14 exons. Gene Ontology annotation, molecular function: transcription coregulator activity; SUMO ligase activity; zinc ion binding. Gene Ontology annotation, biological process: regulation of transcription by RNA polymerase II; protein sumoylation. Lineage: Eukaryota; Metazoa; Mollusca; Bivalvia; Ostreida; Ostreidae. Bases 28 to 1989 code for a protein of 653 amino acids.